Molecule: messenger RNA, 498 nt
Organism: Eimeria mitis
Lineage: Eukaryota; Apicomplexa; Conoidasida; Eucoccidiorida; Eimeriidae
Exons: 3
Coding region: 1-498 (165 amino acids)
Source: RefSeq, a predicted model, not a curated record
AUGCCGUGCUGUUGUGUACACCCACGGAACCACACGCGGGUGGAUCCCAGCCAAGCUAAACUCCCAGCUGUUUCUGUGGUUGCUUUCUACAGUGCUGACAUAAAGGUUGAGGUGUACAGCAAGGAUGGUGUGCUGUUGGGCUCUGAGUUGAUUCCUAUCGUGCUGAACAGCAGCGUAACACCAGGGACAAACAGUCCAACUGAUACUGCAGCAGCAGAAGCCUUCAGCAGCUAUGCGAAGGAGAGAGACCAUCAAACACCGCUCUGUGCUGUUCAGCUUGGCUAUACUGGGGACAUUGAGAGUGAGGGGUGGAGUGGAGUAAAAAUUGCUGCAAUUUCCCUUGCCUGCAUUGCCGGCGUCUUGGUGUUAGCCAUAGGAGGCUUUUUCCUUCAUAAGAGACUCACGGGACAGAGAGCAAGCGCCCCGAAACGUAACUCAGCACAAAGCGAGGGCAAGCGAGAAGAGAAGAAGGUUUCAGUUAGAGAGGGCUGGCAGUGA